This is a messenger RNA of Cinara cedri, 15406 nucleotides long. The record is from the annotation of a GenBank genome assembly. NCBI's taxonomy places the organism in Eukaryota, Metazoa, Arthropoda, Insecta, Hemiptera, Aphididae.
CUUAGCGUAAUUUUCGUUUUAUUAAUCUGAACACACUGGGAGUGCCAAAAAAAAUGUCAUCAACCACAUCUCCCAUCCGUGAGUCAUCUUUUUCAAUAAUAUAAUCCUUAUAAUAACUCGUCCAUUUCGUUUUCUAUUUUUCUGAUUAUUUCGUCGACAGCGAUACGAUAGCAGCUACAGCACUUUUGAAUUUGACAUCACGACUUCCGACUACGAUUUAAGAUAGUAAGAUCAUUUUUUAAAUUGGGCUUCCGACCAAAUUAUAUUGAUAUUUUGUUUUUAUAAACUACAAUUGAUUUACAUUGGUUUUUAGUACUAUAAUAGGCAUGGGCAUUGAUAACUUAAUUUUAACAUUUUCUCGUUGCUCACAAUUAUAUUGGUUAAACUGGAUCGUAUAUCGGUGUAGAUACCUUCCGGCCGGUAUUUUAAUAUUAUAUUGUAUUUUGUACAGAGUUUAGAAGUUCGAGUAUUUUGUAGUUUUGAUUUCUGAUUUUUGUGUUCGUUUGUCCAUUAAGGUCAUUAUAUAAAAGUACUUCGAUUAUAAUGAUUUAUAAUUGAUAAUAAAAAUAUUAUACAUAUAAUUACAGUUGAGAUUCCACGUUUUCCCAUCCGACAUCGUUGGACUGCCACGAGUGUAAUCUCGGCGUGUAAUGGCGACCGACGUCAAGAAGUAAGUAACCACCGUACUAGUAAUAAUGCGAAUUCGUAGUAUUUAUCGUGUGCCAAAUAUAUAAAUGUAUAUCACGAUGACGAUAGUCGUGGUUUUUUGUAUCAUUAUCAAUUAAUACGAUAUUUUAAUAGAUAUGUAGGUAUCUAUAUAACAGUCAUUUCCUACCAACAUCAUUUAAAGUAGGUAUCUCGGUUAUUGAAUGAAUAAAUAUGAGAAUAUUUUAUUCACCAAUUAUUAAAAGAUAAAUGUAAUUUUUCUAUUAAAGUGUCAAUCAUCAAAUAACAAUGUUCAUCUCUAAAUAUACUACAUGGAAAAAUCUGAUCACCCCCCAAAAGGGGUUUUUGUGAAAAAAGUCAUGUUAGCAAAAAAAACUAAAUAUUAAAAGUUUCUUCGAUUUUUUUAAAUUUAUUUUAGAAUUAAAUUCUUUUAAGUACCUAAUACAUAUCUUUUGUUAAUUUCCAAUGUCUAUUUUAAUUCAUAUUUUGUCUGCUUUACAUUUUGUAAAUUAAAUUUCCAGCUCAUUAGAAACUUUUAUUUUUUACAUUGUACUACUUAAUCAUAUGAACUUUUAUGACAAACAAACACAUAAUAUAAUAUUAUAUAGAUAGGUGUUGUUUUUUUAAAUCAAUGUACUUAACUAGGUUAUUAAAAUAAAAUUCUUUAUUUAUAUAAAAAUUUAAACUUAACUGAUUGAAAUCAAUAAUCUUAUACAUCUUUUGGUUGAAGUCUAGAUUUUGGGUCUGAGAAAAAUGUCAAAAUUGGUCUACCAAAUAACAUAAAAUAGUUAAAUUACCUAUGUAAUAUUAUAUAUGAUAAUUCACUCUUCACAUUUGCACUUAUUCAUAUAUAGGAAAUAGAUAAAAAAAAAAAAAAAAAUCAUGUCUUCACAAAUUAUAAUAGGUACCUACCUACAAAUUUAAAAUUUCAUUACGAUAUAUAAAAAAAUGUAUGAUUAUGUACGGACUGAAAAUGGUAAAAUCAAAAAUCUGAUCGAUAGAGUGUUGUUUUCAAGGAUGGUAUGUAAACAAAAAAUCUAUGUAACAUUUUUUUCUCAGACCCAAAAGCCAUACUUCAUCUCUUUCUCCACUCAAAAACUAAAAUAUUUAGUUUUUAAUUAGCUUUAUUAAGGAACAAUUAAGUUCCUUAUAGGUAUUAUAUCUUUUUGUUUGUUUUAUAAUUUUAGACCUGAAUGCUGGCUAUCUACUAACUUUUAUUUAAACGUAAUGAAGUACAUGGUUUAUAAUUUACUAAGAAUUUCAUUUGAUAUUGCUGCAUAUAUCUUGCUCCAAUUUAGUACAUUAUUUCAAUGUAUAUCUGAAAAACUUAAGAUAGCAGGAAAUGCAAUCAAUUUAGCAGGGUCACCUGUUAAACAAAGGUAAUAAUCAUACAUUUUUUAAAAUAAAUAUUAUUAAAACAUUUUUUAAUAAUCAAAUAUAAACUUUUUAAAUUACUAUAAAUCUCAUAUUCAGUAUUUGAUUUCUUAAAAUAAACUUUCACAACAAUUUAUGCAAUCAAGUAAAUAUUAGGUAUUUUACAUACUUAAAAUUUAAAAAUGUUUAUCUCAUUUCUUUUAAAGUUUUAAUGAUACUUUAUAACUUUAAUUUUUACCAAAUUUUAUUAUUGUCCCUCUCUAUCCCCAGAUUAUAUAUUUUUUAUUAAUUUAUUUGGUAGGUGUGAAGAUUAUUCUUCAUUAGGUUAUGUUAUGGGUUCCAAUAAAAAUAAAGAACAAAUUGAAAUAAAUAAAUUUGUCACCAACCUUGUAAAGAAUGAAUCAUGCAUUGAGUAAGUUUUAUACAAAUAAAUAACAUAUUUUAUUGACAACAGUGGUGUAGUAAAGUUCACAUAGAUCCUCCACUGCUAAAACAGGAAAAACCUAGUCUUUGAACUUUUUGAUUAGUUUUUAAACAUUGUUUUUUUAAUACUUAAAAUAGGUAUGCCUGCGUCUAAUGAAGUAUGUUACAUCUACUUAAUGAAAUUUCUCAUUUCACAAAGUGUACAUACCAUAUACAAUUUAUUCGGUAUAAAUGCAAUUUAGCUCCCUAGUGAUUUUUUAUAAUUUUUUUGGUACUUAUUUUGAUAGUACUUUUAAAAAAGGCUUCCCAAACUUUCUUUGAAAAGUAAUGCCAAACACAAUUUUAAAAUACUCAAUUUCCUAAUAUCGUGUUUUUAAGUUUUAAACUACAAAACAUUUAAAUUUUUGUAAAUGUUAGUAUUUUCGUGAUAAACAGCUUGAUGAAAUCAGAAUUAAUCUAUUGUACUUGUUAUUUAUAUUAUUGUUAACAAACCUCACAAAACUUAAUUAUAAAGUUAUUCCAAAAAUUUACAUAUUAAAGUAACUUAAAAUUGACUUUUUUUUCAUUUAGUGUGCAAUAACAGAUAUAACCACCAAUUCUUUUUCCAUCAUGGAUUUUUUUAAAUUGACGUUAUUAAUGUUUGAAAUUACUUUAUAAUUACGUCUAAUGCAGUUUGCUAACAAUAACAUAAAAAGCAAAUAGGUACUAUAAGUUAAUACUAGUUUCACCAAUUGUAGAUUAUGAUAAUACUAACAUUUACAAAAAAAAGUCCAAAUUUUUUAAUUUUUAAUAUUAUAAAACUAUUUUUUGAAAAAUCAAUUAAUUCAAAGUUUUUUUUACCAUAACUUUUAAUGGAAGUUUGAGUGACUUUUUGAAAGUACCAUCAAAUUAAGCAUGCAAAAACACAUUUUGAAAAAAAAAUCCCAAAAAAUGGUUUGGGAGCUAAACUGUAUUAAUUUAAUUUCUUCUAAUUAUAAAGUAUUUACAAAUUAGACAUUGAAAAUAUGCUUUGUUAAUUAUAUUUUUCUAUUAGACUCAACCUUGGACUCGACUCUCAAAAUUAUAAUCCUAUCCAUCAAAAGUAUCUAUUUACAUAUUUUCAUUAUAUACUAUUAAAAGUUUUAUUAUUAUUAUUAUUUUAUUUUUUUUAGAGCUGAAUCCCAGCCUCAAGAAGAAACAAAUACAAAGUAAACAUUUAAAUUAAAUUUAAAAAAAAAUUAAAUGUAUCUCGUGUAAAAAAUGUGUAAUAACAAGGAGUAAUUAGUACAUGUAGUCAUCUAAUUAGUUUUCUAAAAUGUGGUUAUAAUUAUAAAAAAUAAUAUGAAAUUAUUAAGUAUAAUAUUUAUUUUAAGUUAAUAUAUUUUAAUGUAGACUUCUGAAUUAUAAUAUUAAUCUGUAUUUAUUUAUAUGAUCUCUAUAAUGGUUAAUUUUGCCUCAAUAAUACUAAUUAAAUUUAUUAUAUUAUAGAUCUAUUUUAGAAACUGAUGAAAAUUUAGUUGAAUCAAUGUAAGAAAAAUAAUAUAAAAUAAAUUUGAAAGUAUAAUUAUGAAUUAUCUUGAUUUUGUCUUUGUUAGUUCUAAUCAAGAAAUUAGAGAAGAAGGAAUUCAAACAGAUAUUAUAUCUAAUUCAGAUACUAAAGAAAUAGAAAUUGAAAUAGAUUGUCAAGUCAAUCCAGAAACGGAAGAAAAAGAAAUUCAAACAGAUUGGAGAUCUAAUUCAGGAACCGGAGAAGAAGGAAUUGAAACAAAGUAAAUAUUAAUUAAUAGUAUAAUUUAUUGUAAUAUUAACUACAACAGCUUACAGCUGUAAGUUUUGUCCAAUUUUAAUAUCAUCCAAUAUUGAUUGUAUCUUUUUUUACAAUUAAUAUUUUUAAUAUUUGUAUUGAUAAUAUUGCAAAAUUAGAUAAUUACCAUGGAAAUGUAAUAGGUACAAUAGUGGUUUAUGUGGCUCAAAAUAAGCGGAGGGAUGCCUACUUUUAUACUAUUCUUAUAUUAUGGCUUAUAUAUGUAGGGGUGAUUGGAGGUGGAGAUGAGUUGAACUCCUAUGGCCCUAAACCUUAUUUUUAUAAUACAAUUUUAUAUAUAUUAUACAUUUUGGUGUUUUAUUUGUUGAUAUAUUUAAAUUUUUAUAUACAUAUAAUGAUAUUUUUAUUUAAAAUAUAAAACAUCUUUACAUAAGUACAUAAUUUAUGCACAUUCAGUUUAUCAAUAGGUUUUAACAGUAUGUAUUAUAUAAUUAUAAUUAAUUUAUUAUUAAUUCUACUGUAUAAUGAUACAGUAGAAAUAAAAACAAAUAAAAAAAUUAAUCUAUUACUACAUUACCUACUAUAGUCUAUAGACUAUAUUGACAUAUUAUGAUAUAAAAAUUUUAAUUAAAUUUACAUUGACAAUGUAAAUCGAUAAUCUUUGUGUAUAAUUAUAAGGGGGAUGUAUUAUUUUGGACAAAAUAAGUGGAGGGAUAAAAAAUGUAGAUUAUAAUAAGUGAUGGGAUGUCAUCCUUGUAUUCCCUCCACUUUGACCACUGGUUUACAAAUACAAAUGCAAUUAACAACUCUAGUUUUAAACUUUAAUACAUUUCACAAAAUAGGCACACCAGGUAAAGAUUUCUUGCACAGGGCUUCUAAAAUAAUGUCAAUGAAGGUUUAACAAAUUUGAAUUUAUGAAUACUAUAAAUUAAAUAGUUAUAGUAUUUCUGCAAACAAUACCAUACCAUAAAACAUUGAACAAAUACAUUUUUUUUUAAAAAAUACAUGUCAUUGGCCACUUCACUAUUGGUUUUCUUCAUAAUUAUUUCUAAAAUGUUGUAAUAUAAACUUUUUAUAAAACGUCAUAUUAAAAUGUUUUGCAAUGAGUGACAUUUCUUUCAGUUAUCAACAAUCAUAACAUUCAAUGGUUCCUGACCAAAGUUUUUGACAACUACAAUUUUAAAUGAUUCAUUUUUUUUGAGACUAGACUUUUGACAUGUGGUAGGUUUAAUUGCUCAUAUAUUUUUCCCUUUGCACUAAUAGUUGAAUCCUUUUAAGUAAUUCACUCAAGAUCUCAUGUGGUGAACUCCCUCAAUAGUCAACCACGUUUUCAGAAAACCAUUUUUUACUGUUCAUUUUUCUUUCUUUUGACUUUGGAUUGGUUUCUAAUGGAGUGGAAUAGUAUGAGUUAUUAUCAUGAUUAUAGAUGUAUCCAUGUGCCAUUUUAGAGUUACCGAGCCAAAUUAAAGACCCCUGAAUCCUUGAAAAAUAUCCACUCAGUGCAUGACCAUCAAGUGCCACGUAAGAUAUAAGAAUUUAGAUGUACAUUUUUGGAUAAAAUAUAAUGUAACUAACUUCAUGGGAUUUGGAUGAAAGUUUUUAGACUACCCUAAAUUUGGACCUACUACCCUAAAACCCAUCAGGAAUCCUAUCUUUUUUUAAUGUUGCCAAAUUGAAAUUGAACCUAUCAUUCAUAUAUCCAAUAGUUGAUAAUUUACAGAGCCAUUAACAUUAUCUGGCCUACAAGCUUCUACCAAUAUUAUUUAUUGAGCAAUUUGUACAAUAAUCAGUCACUAUUAGUCACUAUUGGACUUAUAAAAUGUGCCCUUCUUUAGUCAUUUUAUGUCAGAAUGGCCAUACCGUAUAAUAAACAUAUUUAUAAAUAUACUUACAUUAAUUUUCUUCGUAAUGUUUAAAUUAAAACAUUGUAUAAAGCAUAGGUGUCAUUUCAAAUAAAAUUAUUGGGUAGUAAACAUCUUAAAUAAUAUUUUCAAUUUAAAUAUUAUGUAUAAUUGUAAAACCAAUACAUUCCUAGAUGUGUGACACAUCUAGUUCUUGUUCCAACAGUGUAUUCUCUAGUAGACUACUGCUAUGUAAAACAGAUGCCACUGCAUCCACUUACUAAACCACUGAUACUAAAACUACCUAAAUAACCUUUAUUGGAUUUAUUUUUAACUAUUUAUAUUUGUAAUAUCCCAUAAUAGUAUUAAUAAAACAUUCAUGGAUUUUUCAUGAGUUUCUGUCAUAGUUAUAUUACAAAUUAUUGUUUAAUAAUAAUUAUUAGAAUUUACAGAUUCCUGAGAAAUUCCUACUUUUUUUUUUUUUUAAAGUUAUUAAUUUAUGUGAACAUGACGUGUCUGAUUAAUAAAAAUAUUAUAAUACAUAAUAAUUAAUAUUUAUCAACAUAUUCAUGGCUUUUUUAUAUCAGAUUAUUGAACCAUUAUGGUAUGUGUUUAUAAUUUAUGAUGAAAUAUACACACACUAACAUGCAUACAUACAUACAAACAGAUAGCUAAAAUCAUAACUCCAUAGAUAAUUGUUGACAAAUUAAAUUAAAUUAAAAUGAAUAUAAAACAUAAAAACAUAUGUUUUUAUUAAUUUAAAAGAAUGUUCACUUCUAAGAAAAAUGAUAUAGAUUUACUGUUUUUAGUGUGUCUACAUUGAGUUAUGACAAAUUGAUAAAAGAUGAAUGACACCAUUGGGCUGAGUUGUACUUGCACAUUUUACAUUUGUAAAAGUUGCUCACUUCACACAAUUAUUUACCUACCUUUAAUGUAUAUUUUCAAAUUUAAUCUUGUAUAUAUGUGAUUUAAUGUGCCCUGAAGCCAAUAGUGCAAUUAGAAUUUGUUUAAUGUAUUUAGGUUUUUUUAUACCACUAACCAUUAUCAAUCAUUUAUUGAAACAUUACAAGGUGUAACCAAAUUACUUUCUGAAAAAAUAACUGUAUUAUUAUGUUAUAUUACAUUAGGUACCUAUAUUAUGUAUUGUUAAUUUAUUAUGUUUAUAGAAAUAGAAAUAUGCAGAAUUAUAUUAAAUAGUAAUAGACCUGUUUUCUUCUGUGCUGUUUUGACUACAAGUGGGUGUUUGAUAUUAAAUAAAAACUAAACAUUAUACUGAAUGUUAAUCUAAUACUAAUAUUGUCUUUUUACCAUACAAAAUUAUAUUAUAUUAAUUAUAUUAGUGCUGGGCAAUUUAACAAUCUAUUAUUUUAAUUUUUUUUAAAAGUUUUCUACCAGAAAUCUUGCUUCAAAUCUUAAGAGUAGCAUCUUUUCUGAAUGAAAAUUUUAUCUAGUUGGUAGGUAAGGUACAGAUUUCUAGAUAUGACCAUUUGUUGUGUUACUUUAAAACUUAAUAUCGCUCAACUAUUAAUAUAGUGAAGAUAUUUACUUGUUUUUCAUUUAAUUUUUUUCAAUAUGAGUAUUUCAACAAUUAAAGUUGAAGCCACUUAUUAAAACAUUCCUAGAUCAUAAUGAAAUGUGUCAAUUAUACAAUUGAACAUUUAAAAGCAUAUUCUACUGAUUAUUUAUUACAUUUUAUAUUAUGUAAAAUAUGUACUUAUCUAAUGAUGUUUUUUUGCUUGAGUAACUUAUCAUGCCUUCAUAAGAGUAAUGCUGCCCACAGCCUUUUUCAUCAGAAUAGUGCUGAACUGCUUUCCUGAGAACACACACUAUGAGCUUCCACAAUUUCUUAAUUUGAUGGGGGUCUCUUGCUGAUUUAUUAUUCUAUAGCAUCAGCAUUAGCCUGUUCAAGUGUUUGAGAUUUCAAAACUACAUUACUUUGAUAUCUUCUAUUACAAUAACACACUUGAUUUUCAAUGUUUUAAAUAUACAGCUUGCCUGUACUGAGACAUCACUGUUUCUAAUAAGCAGCUUCUAAAAAAAAUUAUUUUACUCCUGCUUGAGGAGGAAAAGGAAGAUGAAUUAUUAAUAGAACAUAUUAAAUUAAAGUAAAAAAGACAAAAAGUGGAUAAACAGAAGGAUACUUUCAAAUUUUAAUUAUAAGCCUUCUGUUACAAAAUUACAUACAAAUUUGGGUUUUGAGUGGAGCAAAGAAGCUUAUGGUUUUACAAAAGUGUUUUUUUGUUUUCUGUGGACAACUUUUCUACAGAGAUCUUGCUUCAAAUUUUAUGUGUAGCACCAUUUCUGAAAGGAAAUCUGUGUGAGAAAGUACUUUAAAGAGGUCAUUUUUCGAUUUUCUCAAGUUUUCUUAUUAAAUACAAAAUACUAAAAAAUGUACGAAAUGUAUUAGUAUAUUAUUACAAUUUUUUUUCUGUGGACAACUUUUUUUACCAGCUCAAACUUUAAUGAUAGUAAUUUUUCUAAAAGAAAAUUUCUUUAAUGGGGUAGUUUUGAGAGGUAGGUUUUUGAUUUUCUCAGGAGUUUUCUCAACAAAUGUGGAAAAACGGGAUCCACUUAAUUUUUGAAUUAGAAUAAUUAGAAUUUUGUCAUAAUAUGACAUAUGUAUUGUUGGCAAAACUGCUAUCAAUUGAACUCGGAAUCCAUUUAUUAUUACUUACAGGUGCACAUUAAAUUAAUUUCUUACAACAGUGGCUGCAUCGACCCCAUUAUUCUAGGACUUACAUUUUCUUCUUAGCAUAAACUAUUAUGACUUAUUAUGACUUGUUAUCAGUUAUGGAAACAGAAUUAUCAAAAGAACCAAACAACUUAGUAAAAAAAUUUAAUUUUUGCAUGGUUUCAUGUGUGAUGGUUGCGAUACACUGCUCUUAGACUAGUGCUGUCACUGGUCACAGCAACUAGUUUCUGUAGUACUGCAAACCACUGCAUAACUAUGAGCAUAAGAGAUCAGUCUAUAGAGAUUGUGUAUUACCAAUGUGGUGGCAAGGAAACAUACCAUUAGGAAAUCAAUUUUUUUAAUUUUCCAGCAACUUUCAUAAUAAAUGAAAAACCAUAAAACUAAAAAUGACAAAUUUACAUUUAGCAAUUUCAUUAUUUUUGAUUUAUUCUAUUUUAUAUAUCAACCAGAAAUCACAGAAAUUUUCAAGUGUAAUUAUUUUUUCUGAAAAAAAAAUUGUGUUUAGUUGGUGAGUUUGAAAGUCGAUUUUUGAGUUAGUGCAGCUAUCUUGAGAAUACAGCAAACCAGGAAAGUCGGAAAUAACAAUUUUAUUAUUAUACAUUUUGUGUUUUUGUUACAAUAUGGUUAUAAAUACUUAUUAGUUUUAAAAUUUUUAUUCGUUUGACCUUUUCUAGACACGAUCAAAAAAUUUUGUUAAUUUUUGAGCUCUUUAUAGACAUUUGAUAUUUUAUUUAGAAGUUAUAAUUUGUAUAAGUGGUUUUAAAUCCCGUUUUUUAAAACAAUUAUAACUAAACUUCACCCAUAAUUUUUUUUUUUUGUAAUGGUUUGUCAUUGCCUACAGAUAAAAAUCAAAUGACUAUUUUUAUCCUACCUUCCCAAUUGUCCACCUAUAACAGUGGCACACCCAUCCCUAGUAUCAGCUCUUUUUUUAUUUUUGUUUAAUAGAACUGUUAAUAUCAAAACCAAUGCUGUUACUGAAGUAAUGUGUAAAAGAAUACUUACUAAAAGGACAGCAAUUCAUCUUAUAAACAAAUCUUUACACAAAAAUGAUGAUUUACCAAAGAAAAAAGAGGAUUUUAAAUCAAAAUGUGUCAAAGAUGAUUGGUAAGGGCAUAAUAUAAUAAUUAUGUUGUAUAGCAGUGUCAUUAUAAAAGGAGGUAAAGAGGAGGGGGAUAAAUCACCUUAUCUGGUUAAUAAAAUGUUGAUCAAUGUGUAAUACAGUUAAAAUAAAAAACAACAUAAAAUCAUAUAUAUAUGAGUCUCAAGUGUGUAAUAUUCGUUUUCCAAGUGACCAUGGUGAUUAUUGCCUUGAAAUAGAGUUUGGUAUGAUGAUUUGUAAUAAUAUUUAUUAAUUAAGAAUAUUGCGGCUGUAUCACUGUUUUGUUACCAGUUAGCAAAAGGCAUGCAUAUGUGCGUUAUUAUUAAACCUAACAAUUAAUUGUAAUUGUUAUUUUUAUUAGUAAAUAAAUGUACCUAAAAUAGGACCUAAUAUGAUUAGGUCCUAUUUUGUUGAUUUGUUUAUUGUUUUAAAAUUUAGAAUAUGAUGAAAUGCAAUAUUUAUAUUAAAUAACCUAUUUAUUUAUAUUGUACUGUAACUAUACAUUUUCAAGAAUAACAGCUUAAGCAUAAUAUUUCUUACUUUACUAAUAAAAAUAAGUUGUAUGUGAUACUGAUAAACAUCUAGAAAGCUUGGUUUUUUCAAUUUAUUUGUGUGCUUCUUAUUUUUCUACUUCUUAUUCUUCUCCUUCACUUUCAUCCCAGCUCUCGCACGUGCCAUACACUGGCUGCCUUUGAGUGUCUUCAAAUCAAUCAACCACUUCAAAAUUUAAAACUGAAUUUAUUAUUAUUAUUUAUAGAUAUGAUGUAUACAAAUUGAUAAUAUAAUAAUGAUAAAAUAAAAUUAUUUUUCUCCUCCUUUACCUUCAUCCCAAUUAUUUGGGAUGGAUUACCCUAUCCUAAACUUCACUUAAUUUAAUCUUCCACACUUCACAUACAACAGAUAUCCUCAUACCAUUCUUCAACACAUUUAAACAUUUCUGUUUCGGUUAUCUUCUCCUCCUUUUGAUUAUAAUAUUCUUACUGCUUCUUAGUAUUAAUAAAUAUCUAAAUUUUAGGAAUACACAGAAUUACAGAGAAUUUCCAGAAAAAUAUGAUAACUGUGAAACUAGAAGAAAUAUGCCAAUUAAUGAAAAAUCGUAAGUAACAUUAAUAAGAUUUUAAUAAGUUUAACCACACGAGUACCCACACCGAGUACUGAGGUUUUGAUAAUCUAUUUAAUGAAUGUAUAUUUGUUAUUCACAGUGGAUAUUAUUAUUAAAAAAAAAAAAAAAAAAUAUUAAUGAAAAUAAUAAUAAUUAUUUAUUAACGCUACAAUCACUAUAAUCAUUUAUACAACUAUUUUUCAAUUGGUUUUAAUUUAUGAUCAGUAUCAAAUAUUAAACAAUUAUUAUAAAGAAAAUAUAUAAUGCCUAUGUAAUUAUUUUAUCAUAAUAUGGCAUAUAUAUUGUUGAUAAAGCUUCACUAUCAUCUAAACUCCACUCAGAAUAGUUUUUAGUAAGCAAUGGUUUAUCAUUACUUACAGAUACAUAUCUGUAUAUCUCUAUAUCCUACCUCACUAACAACAGUGGCGGCACCCAUCCUCAUUAUCUUAGGACAGUUUUUUCUUAAACUUUCUAUGUUUUUACCCAAUUUUUAAGAAAACUUUUCUGACAAUUGACAAUACUUUUUUUAUAUUCUAAUUGAACUAAAAAAUGUAUUUGUUUUAUUGAGUAAAUAACUUGUCUAUCACAAGUGUUACUUUAAUCAAAAACUUUUAUAAUCACCUUCUUGUAGCAUUCUUGAUCUAUUGGUACAUUGGAGUUGUAAUUUUUUUAUUUUCUUUAUAGUUCUCUUAAUAAAUUGAGAAACUAGCAAUUUUUAAUAAUUGCUUAGUUAUCUUGACAACAGGAGAUAACUAAAACAAAUAAUAAUCUGCUCAGAAUUGUUUUUUGUUUGCAAAGGUUAAUACAGAUAUAAUUUUAAUUAAUCUGUUUAACCUACUUUUUAACAUACCUCUUAAAAUAGCUACACAACUAUCAGUAGUAUUAGUCUUUUUUUUAAAUCUUGAGUGUUUUAUAUUAAUAAUUUUAUUUAAUUGAUAAAUCUAUUUUCUUAUAAAGAGUAUAAACCAUUAAAAAAAAAAAACAGGUAUUAAAUAGCUCAUAUAAGAUAUAAAAUGUUAUAGUAUACUCUUAAUAAAAUUAAUGUAAUACCAAAAGUAUUUUAUUAUAAUAACUAUUUUAUAUAUUUGGUUUAUUUUUAGAUGGAAUUUAAUUAAUGGAGAUGUUUUUAAUUUAUCUUCUGAGUACUCUAUUGCCCACUGUAUUAGCAAAGAUUUCCAAAGUUUUUCUUCUGCAUUUAAGUAUGAACUAAUUGCCAUCUUUUUUAAUUUACAAUUUUACUAAAUGCUGUUUUUUUCACUUUUCAGUUACAAGUUUGGUAAUAUUGGUUUUUUAAUGGAUCAAAAUAUAGAAGUUGGUAAUGUUUGUGAAAUUGUACAUGAUACACAGUAUAUAUUUUACUUAGUUGUAAAGAAAUUUAAAUCAAACCCAGUCUUAUUAGAUAAUUUUGAAAAAGCAUUUAAUAAUCUACUGGUUCAAAUGAAGGCACAUGGAUUAAAAAAAUUAGCAAUUCAAAAAUCUGGAUUGGAUUUCUAUUUUACUCAGAAAGUGAAAGGGUUAAUAUGUAGAAUAUUUUCUAGAUCUGAUAUUGAAGUCUAUAUAUGUACAAUGCCACCAGUGAGAGAAAAAUUGUCUUUCUUUUUAUAAUGUUUGUUUAAAUAAUUACAAUUUGAUUUAAAUUUAUAGAAGAUUCCAUUACAAAUUUGUCCUCCUGCAGCAAGAGUAAAAUCAAUUGAAAAAAACUUAUGGGAAAUGGAACCUCAAACUGAUAGAAUAAUGUUCAUUAAUUUAGAACAAGUGUAUUAUGAUUAUUGGAAAGAUGAAAUCGUUGAAAAUAUAAAUGCUUUAUAUUCAUUCAAAGACAAGUAAAAAUUUUAUAUUAUAUUAUUAUAAGAUUUUUUACUAAACUAAUACAAUUUUAAUCAAUAUUCUAAUGUCAACCUCUAGCAGUUUCAAUUUAAUGCAUUUUCAGCACAGAAUUUUUCACUAUAAUUUGUUCUGUGAUAAUUACAAAACAGUUCAUAAUUUAUAAUAUUUCAUAAAUUAAAACUUUAAUUUAAAACAAUAACUACCUAUAUUAAUGUAAUACAAAAUUAAAUAAUAGAUUUAAUUUUUCAAUAUAAAACCUAAAUCAUAUUUCCAUAUUCUCUGUAUUAAACACUAAGUGUAAGUGUUUUGAAUUUGUAGCACUAUUAUAGUUUUGUAUAUGUUAAUAGUUUUAAAAUUGAAAGAGAUAUAAAUAACAAAUAAAGAAUCAAUAUCUUAUCUUUGUUAAAAUGGUUACAUAGUUUAUCUUUCUUGAAUUUGAAUUUGUAUUUUUCAGGGGUGGUAAUUUACUGUAUACAAUUAUAUAUGGAUAUGAUUAAUACAUUUUUUUUCUUCUGAAACAUUGAGUAUUCAUUAUAUAGAUUUUAACUAAUAUCCUUCAACUUUGUUUAUAACUUUUUAAUGUAAUAUGUACUAGAUACCUAUAUAGAUACAAUAUUGUAUUGGUAUUUUUAAUCUUGAAUUACUAUUAAAGUGUUAACUGUUAACAAAUAAUUAUAUUAAAUCAGAAAAUGUCUAAAUAAAAAAUAUUAAAUAAUUAAAAACAAUACAGUUACAUCUAGGUAUAUAUCAAAGCUAAAACAUAAAUUAAUUAUUAUAAAUCACAUCUAUCUUGGUGACUUUAUCUAAAUUUAAAAUUUAAAUAAAACAAUAUAUUUUGUGUUAUUUUUAAAAAUGUAAUAAACAAUUUUAAUUACUUUAUUAACAAUUACAUUAUAACAAACUAUAUUCCAUAGAUGCUCUUCACCACAGUCGAAAUAAAAACUUUAUGUAAAAUAACUUUUAUAUUUUUUUUUAUAUAAUUAAUGUUGAAUUUUAUUUUAUUUUUUUAAAUUAAUAUAAUUUAUUUUGUACAUAUAUAGGUGUCCUACAGUGUUAUCAUUAUGCUAAUAACUAUAUUAAUAGUAUUAUUAGUAGUAUUAACUUUAUCAAAAUUCAUUUUUUUUUAAUCUGAUUUUGUGUUAUCUGGACACAAAUGUAGAUAAUAUUCAAUUUUUGUAAUAAAAAUUUUAAUGUAAAAUACUUCUUAGUUAUAGUGUCUUGGUAAUAGGAUGUUUAAUUUUUAGAAAAUUGGCGUGAAAACAAAUAAUUUUCAAUAAGAUAACAUUUUAAAAAAUAAUGAUUACAAACAGCACUGUAAUUCUUUAUUUUCUAUUCAAUGUUAAUAGUUUUCCGCUUAUUAUCUAAAAAUUAAACUGGUAAUUACUAAGAAACUAUUAAUUAGAUAUGAAUGUAUGUAACAUUAAAAUUUUUAAAAUAAUAUCUUUUAUAGAAUAGCUAUUUUGAAAAUUAUUGAAAAGUGAUAAAAUAAAAUUUUUUUUUCAAUACCUGAGAUAAAAAUUAAAAUGUAAUUUUUCCUUUAUUUGUCUCUUUCACAAAAAAUCUGUUGAGUAAAAAACAAAAAAAAUGUAAAAAAAAAAGUAAAAAAAAAAAAAAAAAAAAAAUGAAUAUUGACAUAAUUAUUAGCUAAGGAUAACAUUAGGACAUUUUGUAUAACAGAAUUAUAAUACAAUAUUACAUCAAAGGAUUUAUUUAUAAUCAGUAAAAUUAUAAUUUAACUAUUGAUUACUUCUGAUUAAUUUUAUACUGUAUGGUUUAUACAUUUUAUACACACAAUGUGACAUUCCAACCCUGAUUUUUUUUUUUUAUAAUUUCCAUAUUUUUUUUUUUUAUAUAAUCUAUUACUGGAUGUUUAAAGGUUACUUCAAGACAUGCAUAUUAAACCAAGGGCACCUGGAGAAAUAUUGAGUUAUAAAAUUCACAAUGAAUUAUUGAUUUGCAUACUGAUCAGCCCUAUUGAAAAUAAUCCUUUGUUUUAUCAGUGUCUUGAAAAAACUUAUAAUAAGAUGAAGUCACAAAUGACUGGCUAUAGAUAUUUAGCAUUUCAAAAAAAACAAAAUAAUGGAUGGAUUUCACCUAUUUGUUUUUCUCAAUGUAUAACAUUGCUACAGCUCAUUUUUAAUGAUAGUAAGGCUGAAAUUUGGCUUUGUGGUGUUCAGGAUAAUUUAAGAAAAUAUCAGUUAAAACAAUAUCAAAAAACUGUAAACACAGCUAUUAAAAACCAACAUAUAAAACCCUAUAGCAAAUCUAGAUAUAUAAAUAGAACACCAGAUAAAACAAAUUCAACUUUUAACAAUGGAGAUAAUCAAAAUGAUAUUUUGAACAAUACAACCACUGAUGUUACUCAAUUUGCUGGACAAGCAACUGACUCCCUUGGAGCUGACACUUAUGAAACAGGUAAAUUUGUAUUCAAAUAAUGAUAACCAAUAUUUACUAUGGUUUAUGAUUAACUAUACUUCAUACCAUGGGCAAAUAACAUGUAUUUUCUUAUCUUUUUCAGAGUCCUGGAAUUAAUAUUAUUUAAAAUACAAUCUAUUCUAAUUAUUGCUGAGAACUUAAUUCAUUCAAAUGCAUAUUAAAAAAUUACAAGUAUUAAAAAAAAUUAAUUUCUAGCAAAUGG